CAUUCGCUUCCGAAGACGGCGAUCCGCCGUCCGCGGGAGAAAGGUCCAAAGUGAAAUAAGACGGCGAAUCGCCGUCCUCCGCAAAACAGUUUGUUUCCAAAAUAUAUUGAUAGAUGGCGACACUUUACAGGCUGUAGGUGUUUUGAUUAGUACUUUUGACACCAGAUGGUACCACGUACGUGAUUAUUUUAUGAAUAUUUAGAAGUGCAAAGGAAGAAGUUCGCGGUUCUUUUUCUUUGUAUGAAAACAUGGCGUCGCGGAAGAGGAGGUGUCUCACCAGCGAGGAAAUUCUUGAGCUGGUGUUUGAAAGUGAUGAGGAUGACGACUGCGACGACCCGGAAUUCACCAUGGACAUCCAAAGCAGUGAUUCGGACAGUGACAACGAUGCUGAGGCUUCGGACUCAGAAGAACCACUUGAUUCUUCGGUGCCCGUCGCGCCACCACCAUCCAAAGCUCCAAGGCUCGACGCCUGGCAAUGGGAGGACGACGACAGUGCCGACAAAGUCGCAAAGAUCCCUUUCGCCGGAACACCAGGUGUAAAGAGAACUGUUCAGAUAGCCGUAGGCGACAGUCCUACAGCCCUCUCAAUGUUCAAUGCUUUGAUAGGCGAAGACUUUUGGCAGAUGCUUGCACGUUACACGAAUGCCUACGCACUUGAGAAGCAGGCCUCCUCUCCGGACCCUUCAUGGUUUCCCACAACUCCAGGUGAGAUGAAGGCGUACUUUGCCCUUUGUAUUCUCAUGAGCCAAGUGAAAAAAAGCAGCAUUCAAGCCUACUGGUCUCAGAGAAGCGUGAUUAGCACGCCCUUCUUCGCGUCCGUGAUGCCCAGGCAGCGGUUUUGGGCGCUCUCACGAUACCUUCACCUGUGCGACAACAGCCUGCCAGUUGAUGAAGACAAACUUCGAAAGCUGCGUCCAGUCCUGGACUAUGUUUUGAAGGUGUUUGGCGAGUCGUAUUCGCCAGGAGAGGGACUGGCGGUAGACGAGAGCCUCAUGAAGUUUCGUGGUCGUCUAUCCUACAUUCAGUUCAAUCCGUCAAAGCGCGCGCGCUUUGGAAUCAAAUUUUACAAGCUGUGCGAGUCGUCAAGCGGAUACUGCCUGAACUUUUCUAUUUACACCGGCAAAAGUGAGAGGACCCCAGCAACAGCUGGAAUGCUAUGCAGUGAGGCUGUUGUAAUCGACCUUGUGGGAGACCGUCUUGGGAAUGGUCACACCAUCUAUACAGACAACUGGUACUCGUCCCCGCUACUCUUUCUCCACAUCAAGGAAGCGGGGUCUAACGCUGUCGGGACAGUUCGCGUGCAUCGAAAGAACAUGCCGCAAGAGCUGAAAAAAAUCAAGCUUCAAAAGGGUGACUGUCGCAGCCUCUUUUCCCGUGGACUGAUGGCUGUAACAUGGCAGGACAAGAAGCCCGUAACCUUGCUUUCAACCUCCCAUGACGCAACAAACCUGACAGACACAGGAAAACAGAGAAAAGACAACCAGCCAAUCCUCAAACCCCAGGUUGUGCUUGAUUACAACAGAGGUAUGGGAGGCGUCGACCGUGAGGAUCAGCAGCUGGCUUCGUUUCCCAUUAUGCGGAGAUAUGCCAAGGGGUACAAGAAGAUCUUCUUCUACGUCAUGGAUAUAGCUGUCUACAACAGCUAUAUACUUUGUGGAAAGACCACAGGCAAGAGGUCUAGCUACACGGACUGGAAAGUCGACCUCGCCGAGCAGAUCGUGGAGGAGACGGUGUUGCCCGGGUACAAGCGACGGGGAAAGCCAUCCGUAAGUGCCUCGCCGAUGAGCCUAGAGGGAUGCGAAUGGGCGCAUUUCCCUCGCCAGAUCCCAGCCAACGCUACGAAACCAAACCCAUCUAGGCGGUGCCACGUCUGCAAGGUCCAGGGCAAAAGAAGUGAGAGCCGCUGGGAGUGCGAAAAAUGUGAAGUCGCACUUCACAUGCCCGUGUGCUUUAAGCUAUUUCACACUCGAAAGUCUUUUUAAGUGCAUUCCGUUUGCCUGUGAUGCAGGAUUGAAAUAAAACAAAAGUUAUCCUCCUGUGACGUUUUGUGCGUAAGUUAUUAAACUUUUUCCUCGGCGCCGCAGAAAGCACGGGUACAGUGAAAA
This is a messenger RNA of Ixodes scapularis (black-legged tick), 2105 nucleotides long. Its product is annotated as piggyBac transposable element-derived protein 4. NCBI's taxonomy places the organism in Eukaryota, Metazoa, Arthropoda, Arachnida, Ixodida, Ixodidae. The transcript has a single exon. Bases 249 to 1982 code for a protein of 577 amino acids. The record is from RefSeq and is a predicted model, not a curated record.